This is a messenger RNA of Plasmodium coatneyi, 1140 nucleotides long. Its product is annotated as SICA antigen. Lineage: Eukaryota; Apicomplexa; Aconoidasida; Haemosporida; Plasmodiidae. Bases 1 to 1140 code for a protein of 379 amino acids. The record is from RefSeq and is a predicted model, not a curated record. The transcript has 2 exons.
AUGACUCCAGGAAACAAAAAAGCAUGCCAACUUAUUGUUAGAGGAUUACGACAUGUGUACAGUAUGCAGAAGGACCCGAACGAUGGGAACGACGCAACUAACAGACCAUUUAGGAGAACUAUAUCUUGUCUCUUAUUAAACGCCUAUGCACAUAAAUUGAAAGAAAUGGCAGCAAAGGAACAACCUGACUGCGACCUGGAAAAAGGCAUACAACAUGCCUUCAGUAAAAGUGCAAAAAUUAAGGGGGACACAUCUCCAUGUAAUGCUGAUAAUAAAUGUGAGGAGUGUAAGAGAGGGUACUGUCCAGAUGAGGAACUGUACAAAAAAAAAGUAGGAGAUGAAUUAAGUAGCAUGCUCGACAAUGACGACAACAUACAGGAAACUCUAAAGAAAAUAUGUCUGGAGGAUGCACAAACGGCCAAAACGGAGCCAACCAAUAAGGACAGACAGGAGGAAGAAACAAAGAACAAGCCUGAGAACACAGCUCCAGUAAUCCUAAAAAUUAUUAAUGCGAAAAUAUGGAGAAUAUUAGUGACCAUGAGCGUAUUGUCGCAUGCCUUGAGAAGUCGUAGAAGGCAGCUGUUCCCAAAACUAACGGCGCUAAAGACCCCCACGAGGCUGACAGGGGAACAGGUCCCCCUUGCUGCCCCAGGUAGUAAUCGUGCCACUAUUGAUGUUGCGGAUGUUGUCCAAAAUGUUACUCCCGAACUUGUUCUUCCUAUAGACACCCAAACUCCGAGCACAGGAACAGACACACAAACACCUUCAUCCUCGAGUUCAAGUGCAAGUUCAAGUUCAGGAAGUUCUUCCAGUAAUUCAGGUGACGAGACAGUUAAAACUGUUGAUCAAAGUGAUGGUAGUCUCCUUCCUAGUGGUAGUCACACUAGUGGUCCUGGCGAAGGCGGUGGAGGAACGGCAGGAAAUGGACCUGGUCAAGCUCCAGGUAAGAACACUAAGUGUGAAAAAUCAAGGCGGAAAGCGCAUGAAAAAAGGAAAAAGACACGGAGGAUGAAAAUAAAAAGGAAUGGAAGGGGUCUAAGGAAGGGAGGUCUAAGGAAGGGAGGUCUAAGGAAGGGAGGUCUAAGGAAGGGAGGUCUAAGGAAGGAAGAAGGAUCUAAGGAGGUAAUGAAGCAGGUCUAA